Messenger RNA from Symbiodinium sp. CCMP2456, 6843 nucleotides. The record is from the annotation of a GenBank genome assembly. Lineage: Eukaryota; Dinophyceae; Suessiales; Symbiodiniaceae.
GCAGCUUCGGCUGCACCUGCUGAGCCGACGCGUGUGGUGACGACUCGGCGCCGAUGGGCUGAGAGCCAUGCUGCUGCUGCCAAUGGUGCUGGCGAGUCUCGUGCCUCCAAAGCUCGCUGGAAGAAGCGCCGUGACAAGGUGGAGUCUCCGGGCAGUUGGCACCUGGACGAGCGGGUUUGGAAGGCUUCCUCGGCCAUCGGCUACGCGUACUCGGCCGCCAGCUUUAGCAAGGAUUUGGAUGUCUCCUCUGGUGUGGCAUGGCUUGUCUAUGUGCAGACCAUGGAGGAGGCAGAGGAGGUUUUCGACCUGUACCAGGCAGACAAGGACGAGGACCAUGCGACUGAUCUUUCACUCUUGUUUCCUGUUACUUCUGAUGCUUCCGAGCUUCCUGAGUGGGCUGCGGGGGCUGUCUCUGUAGCCGUGCCUGGGCAUGAACAAGGCAGGCUUUGCACUAGGCGCUGCUGGCUGGUGGUGGGUGGCACUGCGCCCCCCACUUUGGUGACGAGGGCUACGGAGGCUGUGGUCGUCAAGAAGCCUCCUGUCUCCUUGCCUGUCCUUCGUGCUUCGACCUUUGUGGUUCGCGUCACUUACGACAAAGCUUUUGGCGAGGACCAUUGGGAGGACAUCGCUCGCAAGCCGAGCCAUUUCGCCCGGCUUUGGGCUGGUGCUUCGGGGGUUGCUCAGGCUGGCAUCAUCGAUGCCUUCGGCUUCCAGCGCUCCGGCACGCGUGUCACCGGCAUGCUUCGUCUUCGCGCCUCUGAUGCUGCAAGCCGCCUUUGGAAGUGCUCAGGGCAGCUUGCUAAUGGGACGCGGUGGUUCGUUGACUUGGUUGGAGAGUCUAAGGACCUUGCUUUUGCUCAAGACGUCGGGGUACAAUGGCUUCCAUGGACCUCCGGCGAGACCUACGAUGCCUAUGUUGCACGAGCUGCUACCAAGGCUGGGCUCGGACUUGUGCUGGGGCGCGGCAUAGGCGUCCGAAUGCGGCGCACAGACCCCUCAUUCCAGAGGCCAUCCGUUUUGUGGCGCAUGCGCAACAUACCUGGUCAUUUCAUGAUGAAUGACGUUAAGGAGCUGGCCGAGGCAAUGGGGUUUGAGAGUGUUGUCGUGUCCACGCGCCACCGCACGCGCCGUGGACACGAUUGGUGCUUCCGUGCCGUUCGAGGUGAUGCCCUUCAGGUCAUUUCGCAAGCUGUGCAAUGGGAUCCUGAUGACCCGAGCACUUCCGAGGUUGUCGUUCUGAAGGAGAGUGCUCGCCGGGGUUCGCGCACGCCUGCUGGUGAGGCGAUCGCUGAGCCUAGGACCGUGACUUUCAGUGAUGCCUUUGCUGCGGCGCGUGGGCCUGGGACUUCUCAGCGUGCCUCUCGCAAGGCUCGGGCUGUGAACGGCGGCCGGGCCCCUAGUGUUCCUGACAUUGCUCAUGGCAAGCCCAACGAUGUCGGUGCUGACGAUGAUCCAAUGCCUUGUCGCAAGCGUGUUGCACCGGGGGAGGCCCCGGGUGAGACCAUGGCCAUCGACUCCGAGGGCAGUGCACCUGGCCAGCAGUGGGGCCCCCCUGGCGAGCUACUGACUAACCAGGGUCAGGGGAACUGCUUAGUGCUGGCACUUUCCCAGUUGGAUCUGGGUGGGCGAGAGCGCACGCAUCGGCAGCUGCGUCGCUUCAUUGCCACAGCCCUCAAAGAGUACCGUAACGAUCUUGAGCCCCUCUGGAGGACAGCUGGCUGCUUUAACACCAUUGGGCGGCUUCCUGGCGACGGCCACUCCUUCACAUUCGACCAGUUUGUCGAGGAGUUCUCGGCCAACGCCUCCUGGGGAGGAUCCAUCGAGCUGCUGGCUCUUGCGUGGGCUCUCGACUGCAGAGUUUGGGUCUGCACUUCUCAGCAACAGCUUCUCUUGCUCAACGAGGACGCGGCUGAAGGGCACAUUGCUCUCCACUUUGACGUCAAGGAGGAGCACUGGUGCGCUUACAAAGGCGUUCCUGAGCAGGCCCUUCGUGAUCGCCAUGACGCCACGGGCCACAGGAUCUUGGACGAGGUGGGACUGGAGGCCGUCGGCGCCUUCGACUCUCAGAAUGUGGAUCAGAUGCCGAAUCACAUGAGCUUCCUCCCCGACGCUGCCACUUUAGUUCGUGCGUUGCAGGAUGCUGGCACUGAUCUUCCACUGCAGCCUUCCUCCUGGGUUGGUGUCCUCACGCACGUGAGGGGUGAGGCUCUCGACGAAAUGUUGCGGAUGGCCCAGGCCCUCACUUCCUUGGCUCCUUGCGCUUUGGAGGUGCAGGUUGUGCAGCACGGCAAUGAUGGCAUCGACGACGUUACUUGGACGUGUGAGGUCCCAGGUUGUGUUUUCUCCCACACGGGCCUUCCUCAGGAGGUUGCGAGUGCAAGGUGGAAGCACAACGCUGCUAACCACGACGGUGAAGGCCAGGUUGGACGUCCUCCGGCGAGAGCUUUGGUGCUCACGGCUUCCGAAGAAGGCGAGUCUUUUGGCUGGCGGUGCCCAUGCUGCGCAAUGGGCUUUCCUGUGACACAGUGGCUUGCCGCUUCUGCGAACACCAGGGUGAGAGAGGUUAAGAGGCACAGGUCGCACUCACACCCCACCGUCACGGACAAGGCCUGGUACUCCGCUCUUCACAGACGCCACAACACGAAGCCACUUCGCAGGCAGCGGCGUCGCGUGCUUAACCUCAACAGCGCCAUCCCUCGGAUGGUUACGCCUGGCUACGUGACCUUCUUGUGGCCACGGUCCUACGGACAGCGCCUGAAAGUGGUGCAUGCCUGGCGGUGCAGUGCUUGCUUGCGUUGCAUGUGCACCCGGAGGGAUGUUGCUUUGCAUCGGUGCACACCCUGGAACGACAAGAAGGAUCUGAAGAUCCGGCAGCGACGCCACAGAGCUCUGGAUCUGUGUGAGGCUCGCCGCACCGACAGCGGUUUCUCCGAGGAUGACUUCUCGCACAUCAUUCGGAAUGCGCGCUGCGCCGUGGACGGCAAGGGCGGUGGCACCCAUGCCGGUAGCAUCUGCGACUUUAUGCGGACACACCACUUCGAUGUUCUGUGUCUGCAGGAGGCGGAUCUCAACAGUUCCAGCACUCUCAGCUUUCUGGCGUUUUGGAAGAGACAGGGUUACUACGCCGCCGUCUCUACUCCUCUUCAGGGCUUGGCUCGGUCGGCCAUUGUGUCGGCCUUUCCUCUGCGUGACGUUGCUUUGCCUGCUGAGUCCGCUCGGUGUUGUGCUGGCUUUGUCGAGGUCAAGACGGACACGGCCGUUCACAAGCUUUUGUUGGCCUCCUUUUACGGCACUCCUGGUGACGCUGGUGGCACGGCGCAGUCUCUCCAAGGCCUGCUCGGCUUAGCCUACACCAGUGGGCUCGACUUCUUGUUCCUCGGUGACUACCAGUUUGAGUCCUCUGACCCCGUUGUCGCUGAGCCGGUGGCCUCGGGUGCUUGUCACUGCAUGGACGAUGUACGCCGGUGUGAGCCGCCCCCCACGGGACCUGGCCGCACGCGCGUCAUUGACUUCGGUCUUUGCAGCGCCGGCAUACACGUUCAGGAGGGUCAUACUGUGGAUGGUCUUGCUGACCACUGUGCCGUCUUCUAUGACCUUCCGUUGCGUGAGGGCUCCUUCUGGACACCCCGUGCCAGGCCCACUUUGGCUUUGAGCUCUGCUGCUGCUGUCGCUGAGCACUUUGACGUUGACUGUUUUGUCACUGCCUUUGCGGCGGCGUCUGACGUUGAGGCAAGGUGGAAGGUCUUGUGCUCCUACGCUGACAGCGCCCUGUUUGGCACGCCGUGCUCCAGCUCCACGCGUCACUUGCCUUGGAACCCGACCCCCGCGGCUCGUGUGUGCCACAAGGCUGCCAGGUUUUCGGAGCCUCUUCACCUGAGGAGAGCUCGGCGCCUCCUUCGCAGGCUUCGCCAAGUCACCCACUCCGGGGUUACGCCUCAGUUGCUGCGGCAUGUGCAGCGUGACGUGCGGGAACUCGUGGUUCACUUCCCGGUUCUCUCUUGCUUUGUGGGCAACGCCCUGGACUCUCGUCGUGCCUCGGUUGCCUUAGAGGAUGCCAUCUGGCAUUCUGAGACUGAGCUCAGGGAGCGUCGUACUUCGCGGUGGCAGCAGCGGCUUAGUGCUUCCUUUUCUCAACAGUGCACCUGGGUUCGUGAACGGUCCACUUUGUCCCUGCUUCGUGAGCAGUCGCAGGAGCCUCUUCUGACUGCCCAAGCUCGCGCUUUGCACCCGUCGGUUGUUCUGGAAGAGGAGACUCGCCGGUGGUCUAGUCUGUGGUCCUGUGACCCUCUGCUCUCUGACCGUGCUUGCCGUGUCGACUCCGUGCUUGACUCCGUGCAGGUUGCUGGCAUGUCGCCUGGCUUCGCCCCCGACUUGUCUCCUGCGGCGCUGCAGAGGUCCAUGCGCAAGAUGAGUCACAAGGCCCCUGGUCCUAGUGGUCUGCAAGCUUCCGCGCUGCUCCUCUUGCCUUGGGCUUGGUGGGAGGCCCUCUCCACCUUUUGGCAGUCUGUUCUGGUUGAAGGCCGCACCCCUGGUGCUUGGCGUGACAGUCUGGUGGCUUUGGUCCCCAAACCGGUGGGCGGCUUUCGGCCAAUAGGCCUGACGGACGUUGUCUGGAGGUGCGGGUGCCGUCUCUUGGUCAGGGCUCUGAAGCCUUGGGUCCUGUCGUGGAUGACUGAAGGCGACGUGGGUGGCCUCCCAGGUCGUUCUGCUGCCGAUGCCCAUCGGGUCGUGACCAGCGCCCUGUGCAGUGGCACGCGUGUUGCGGUCCAGACGGACCUGUCCAAGUACUUUGACACGGUGAGCUUUGACUUGGCUAGGCUGGUCUUGCUGCGUGCUGGCAUGCCGCGGAGCGUGCUUAACCUGCUGACUUCCUUCUACGUUGGGCAGCGACGCCUCUUGGUCUACCGUGGCCGUUGCUCGCAGCACUGGAUCUCCGCCCCUCGCGGUCUGGUUCAGGGCUGCCCUGCGUCCCCUGUCAUCGCUGCGUGUAUCAUGAGUUUCUGGCAGCGGUUUGUUGCCACGCCUUGUGUCCGCACUUUGGCUUACCAAGACGACCGGACGAUGCUCCUUGCACCUUCGUCUGGGACACUCUGCACUGACCCCUUGCUGCAGGCCUCGGUCAAGAGUCGUGUCUUCGACGACGCUUUCGGGUUCAAGUGUGACGCGUCCAAGAGCAUGGUUGUCGGCCACAGUGACUGUGACAGUCUUGCUUCUGAGCUGGGCUUCCCACGUUCUGAGACUCUGGCCCUCCUUGGGGUGGACCACCCGCUUGACGCGAACCAGCCCAAGACGUUGUCGCGCUUGUGUGUUGCCAAGCUCAAGGCUCGCAUGCGCUUCAUCCCUGCCUUUGCUGCCCACACCACUCGUGUGUGCUUGCUUUUGCGUGCCUUGUGCUUCUCUCAGUUCCUCUGGGCGGCUGGCUUUGCGACGCUGCUUCCGGAGCAGGCCAUGGACCUGCAGGCCUGCGUCAGGCGCACUCUGGGGAAAAACCUCACCCACGAGAGCCCUGCUGUUCUUUACCACGAGGUGUGCGGAUGGCUGACUCAUGUGCAGUUUUGCAUUGACUGGGCCACCCUGACUGCCGGUUUGCGCAUGCACUUGUCCAGAGGCGCGUGGUUGGACCUGCUUCCUCUGUCCGAGGCUUUGACUCCCUGGUACAGAGUCCUCCCUACUGUCCUGCCUCUCCUGCGCAGGCUUGGGUGGUCUGUCUCGGCCCGUGGCGACUUUCUCUUUUGGACAGACAGUCACGGUCGGUCGCGCGCUUUCCGGCUUGGUUUUGACGGCCCGGAGGUCCUCAAGGAGUGGCUUCUCCUGCCUUUGCGUCGUGCCACCCUGGCGCGGUGUGGCCGCACUUCGCGCUCGCGUCACAGGCUGGCUUCGGGCUUGGCGACUGGUUUGGUUUUGCCUGGCCCUCCGCCUGGUUCCUUCCUUCGCGCUGAAGGCCACUGCGCUGUGUGGGCCACUGCUGACACCUCUGCUCUCCGUCGCGCUUGUCUUGCCAGUGGCGGCUCCUUCUGGCACUUUGAGCCUCGCUACCCUCGUCCCCAGCAGCGCUGCCUCUGCGGCCUUUCUACCCCGUCUCGUGCACACUUGACUUGGUGCUGCCCCCAGACUGCUGACUUACGUCACGCUCUCAUGGCUCCGCGCCAUCGCUCUGCUGAGCGUCUGUUUGCGCUGCCCGGUGAAGAGGUCCCUCCCCCACCGCCUUGCUUUGACUCUCUGGAGCACGUUCAAGAGUUGGCCGAGGAGCUCUCCUUUGACGAAGAAACCUUGAUCGUAGCCACUGACGGCACGAACCAAGGUGGCACGCAUGGGGUCGGUGCUUGUGCCGUUGUGUUUCCCCAGCUGCAGAAAAGCUACGCGCUGGCUCUGCCGGGCGAGGACCAGUGUUCGUACAAGGCGGAACUGCAUGCUUUGUGGGCUGCUUUGAGCUUUGCAAUCUGCGCUCGGCGGCCCGCACUGCGACACAUCCACCUGUUGUGUGACUGCGAGUCGGCCAUCAGGGCUGUCACGAGUGAUGGCUUCGAUCAUGCUUUUCAGGGCUUAGUCUGCAGCAUUCGUGCUUUGCGUGUGCAGCUUUUGAGCCAUGGUGUGGCGACCUCCUUCCACUGGGUGCCGAGCCACCGCAAGCGCCCUGCCCGGUGGAGCCCUUGGACUGGUGAGGACCCCACUGUUCAGCAAACCUGGAAUGAGAUGGCGGAUAACUGCGCCGCCAGUGCAGGCGCCCGCCUGCGUAGGAUUGCUUUGCGUGCCUUUUGGCUGUCACGUCGUGCUGAGACCAAGGCCUGGGAGACUGCUGCCAUCCGUGCUGCUGCCUCGGCAGCGGAGCGGUUGGCCAUGUGA